AUGUCAUCAUCAUCGACGACGACGACGACGCCAAAAGAGAGGCACUACUGGGCCCAGCUCAGGCAAGCCCUCGUCGCAGGCCAAUGGCUGGCCGAGUCACCAGCCAAAGCACCCAACGGUGCAUUGUUAUCGUGGAGCGAGGCGUUUAGAAAGUUUGGGAAGCAUGGGAUUGAGGCUGCUGGUGUUGGGGCGGAGGCGAGGGAGAGGGCGAGGGAGUUUAAGGAGGUUGCGAGUCAGGUUUAUGCGCUUGCUGUUGUGCUUGCUACGACUAGUUUGAAUGAGGAUGAGGAGUACCCGCCUGGAGAGGAGGGGAGGUGGUUUGGGUUGGAGGUUGGAGAGGAGUGUGUUGUUCCUGAUGGCAGGAGGGAGGAGGUCAUACAUGGGUAUGAGGUUUUGAAGGGGUUGGAAAGGAAUGAGGAGGUCAGGCACGCGUUGGUGUACUAUGCGUAUGCCUUGGGACGACCGGAAGAGUGCCUGCAGCAUCUAGAGAGAUGGGUUGUUCCUGAGGAAGUGGAACCGUCUCUACCCUUGUUACCUACGCCUACGACCGGUCUGGCGGAUGGGAUCACUCCAAAGGAAAGAGGAGUUGAGGAGGGUUUGGAGGUUAGGAUGACGAAGAUGAAAGUGAGGGAGGUGCGUGAGGGUCCGGAGGGUGUGGCUAGUCAGGAUCGGGGCUGGGUGGAGGUGUUUGCGUGGGUUGCGGAGCAGAAGUUGGGUCGUGGUAUUUCGGGCUCGCAGUCGAUUGCUAGUACGACUGGUGGGACGGGUGGUGUACAGGGCUCGGGGACGGGCUCGGGCUUGGGGCAUGCGGCAGGGAGGGCGCCGAGUGUGUUGGUGAAGAGACAGUCGUUUGAUGGUGCUGUUUCGCAGAUUUCGGUUACGGCGCUUCAUGCGACUACUGCGCGGGUUUCGAAUGGGGAGGGUGUGGUGAGGGAGGAGGUAUCUAUUAGGAGGACGAGUGUCAUUUCUGUGGGGAGCACGGCGGAAGGAGGGGCGAGGAGUGUGCAGGGCCGCACAGAGGAGGGAAGAGGGGUGCAGGGGGAAGAGGAUGAUGGGUUCUUGCAUGUCCCCGCUGCUGGUAUUGGCAUCACGAUUUCCCCUGCGUCGCCUGUUGAACCUGAACAUGCCGAGGAGAAGGGACUUGGAGGGAGGAAGCGGAGCUCGAGUAGCGUCGAUCGCGAGUUUGGCGGACGUGAUGGCAACACGAGCGGGAACGAUACCAGUAAAUCCAAGAAGAUGCAGCAGAAGCUUAAAUCCCAUGUUCACAAGUCGUCGGCUCGGAUUUCUGCUGUUGGGAAGAGGAUUGGACAUGGGGUUGGUGAGGUGGUGAAUACGGCUAGUGGGAAUGCGUUGGGUGUUGUUGGGUUGAGUGGGAGGAUUAGGCGGAGUAGUUCUGCGCCUGAUUUUCACAAGGUGUUGCAGCAGCAGACGGUUGGGGGGUUGUAUCAGGCGAGUAGUAUUCAUUCGAGGAAGAGGGUUUUGGCGCCUAGUGUGGGGAGUAGGGAUGGUGCGCUUAGUCCUGGUGGUGGUGUGGGUACGUUUACGCCUGAUCUUCCUGGUACACCGAUGGGAGCUGGCGGUGUGGGUGCGAUUUUGGUUGUACCUGCACCUGGUGCUGGGGCUGGAGUUGGGGGUGUGACUGGAGCUGGUGCUGCGGGUGCGGGUGCGGCUGGAGGAGGUGGGGUAGGAGCUACUGUGGAUGUGAAGAAGGAGAGGGAGAAUCGGUUGAUGAGUGACUUGUGGCUUAUGAGCGCUGCUACAUUCCGGAGGCUUGGGAAAAUUGAUGCGGCCAAGGGUGCUAUACAGGAAGCUGAAGUUCGGGAUGAGCAUAAUACUGGUGUAUGGGUCCAGUUGGCGCUGUAUUAUGUUGCGCUGGGACAUUACCAGCAUGCGAUUGCGACGUUGCAGAAGGCGUUGUUUAUUGACCCGGAUGAUGUACCUGCUAUUGUGCAUCUUGCGAGGUUGUACCUCCAGCCCCCACCGGUAUCGGGUUCGCCUUAUCAUCGUUCUCAACAGUCUCAGCCUCAGACUACCUCGUCGGGUCAGGAAGCGAGCGAUGCUAAAUCCGUAAAAUCGACGAGUACAGCUCAUGAAGAACCACCGCAACCACCAUGUGCGCCUGAAGAGCCGGUCCCGUCGUCGACGGAUGUGGAUUUGGCGUGUGCGUUGCUCACUCAGUCGAGUCGGGGACGUGGAUGGGAUGUACCUGAGGUGUGGUAUUUCUUGGCCAAGGCGUACAAGUAUCAAGGGAGGAAAGAGAGGGAGGGGGAGGCGUUGAGGAGGGCUUUGGAGCUUUCUGAGGGGCGGGGCGUUAGGGAGGUUGGGGAUGCUAUUGGGUUGUGUUUGUGA
This is a messenger RNA of Coprinopsis cinerea okayama7#130, 2349 nucleotides long. RefSeq lists its product as hypothetical. The record is from RefSeq and is a predicted model, not a curated record. Lineage: Eukaryota; Fungi; Basidiomycota; Agaricomycetes; Agaricales; Psathyrellaceae. Gene Ontology annotation, molecular function: protein binding. The transcript is spliced from 4 exons. Bases 1 to 2349 code for a protein of 782 amino acids.